AUGUCCGGCUCCGGCAGGAAAGACUUCGACGUGAAGCACAUCCUGCGCCUCCGCUGGAAACUGUUCAGCCACCCCUCGCCGGCGGGCGGCCCGGCGGGGGGAGGCUGCCUGCCGCCCGACAGCAGCUUCGAGCACUGGGGACCGAGCCAGAGCCGCCUGCUGAAGAGCCAGGAGAGAGGCAACGGCGUCUUCUGGAAGAAAUCCGCCUCCUCCGCCUCCUCCUCGGCGGCCACCACGGCCAGCCCGCCCAACGGGACGCUGCUGCCCGCCGGCGGCCGGCCGGCCGCGGGGCACGGCCCGGGACCGCCGCCGCCCCGCACCGUCUUCUACGUGGAGUCCCUGGAGGAGGAGGAGGAGGAGGCGGUGCCCGGCGGGAUGGAGGUGGCCCGCGAGCCCGAGAAGCCCCUGGCGCCGGCGGAGCGGGAGGAGGCGCCGGGGGGCUGCGCCGAUGGAGGCAGCCGGGCAACAGGUGACGGAGGCGGGCACAGACUGUCAGGAGCCAGCCACCCCUUGCCACCCCACUGUGACAUGGAUUCCUGCAGCUCCGAGGAAUUCUACCAGGCUGUUCACCACGCAGAGCAAACCUUCAGGAAAAUGGAGAGCUACUUGAAGCAGCAGCAGCUCUGUGAUGUUAUCCUGAUUGCUGGGGACCGCAAGAUACCUGCACACAGACUUGUCCUCAGUUCUGUCUCUGACUACUUUGCUGCCAUGUUUACAAGUGAUGUUUGUGAAGCCAAGCAAGAAGAGAUCAAAAUGGAAGGCAUAGAUCCCAACGCGCUGUGGGACCUUGUUCAGUUUGCAUAUACAGGCUGCCUGGAAUUAAAAGAAGACACCAUUGAAAACCUUCUAGCAGCUGCCUGCCUUCUCCAGCUCCCCCAAGUAGUGGAGGUUUGCUGCCAUUUUCUAAUGAAGCUUUUGCACCCAUCCAACUGUUUGGGAAUACGAGCGUUUGCUGAUGCACAAGGGUGCACAGAGCUUAUGAAGGUGGCUCACAACUACACCAUGGAGAAUAUAAUGGAAGUUAUAAGAAAUCAAGAAUUUUUACUUCUACCUGCGGAAGAACUCCAUAAACUUCUUGCCAGUGAUGAUGUGAAUGUUCCUGAUGAAGAGACCAUUUUCCAUGCCUUAAUGAUGUGGGUGAAAUAUGAUAUGCAGAGGCGAUGCAAUGACCUAAGUAUGCUGCUUGCUUAUAUCAGAUUACCACUCCUUCCACCUCAGAUAUUGGCUGACCUUGAAAAUCAUGCACUUUUUAAGGAUGACCUAGAAUGUCAGAAGCUUAUUCUGGAAGCCAUGAAAUAUCAUCUUUUACCAGAAAGAAGAACUCUCAUGCAAAGUCCAAGAACUAAGCCUAGAAAAUCUACAGUUGGAACACUUUAUGCUGUUGGAGGAAUGGAUAACAACAAAGGAGCUACAACUAUUGAAAAGUAUGAUCUCAGAACAAACAUAUGGAUUCAGGCUGGAGUAAUGAAUGGCAGGAGGCUUCAGUUUGGUGUUGCUGUCAUCGAUGACAAGCUGUUUGUCAUUGGAGGCCGGGAUGGUUUAAAGACAUUAAACACUGUUGAGUGUUACAAUCCAAAGACCAAGGCUUGGACUGUGUUACCACCUAUGUCAACGCAUAGGCAUGGCUUAGGAGUUACAGUGCUUGAAGGGCCUAUUUAUGCGGUGGGAGGACAUGAUGGUUGGAGUUAUUUGAACACAGUUGAGAGGUGGGACCCUCAAAGUCAGCAGUGGACAUUUGUGGCAAGUAUGUCAAUUGCCAGAAGCACUGUUGGAGUAGCAGCAUUAAAUGGCAAGUUAUAUUCGGUUGGAGGUCGGGAUGGAAGUUCAUGUUUGAGUUCAAUGGAAUAUUAUGAUCCUCACACAAAUAAAUGGAAUAUGUGUGCUCCUAUGUGCAAGAGAAGAGGAGGUGUAGGAGUGGCUACCUGUGAUGGCUUUCUUUAUGCAGUUGGAGGUCAUGAUGCUCCUGCUUCUAAUCACUGCUCUCGACUGCUGGACUAUGUGGAAAGGUAUGACCCAAAAACUGAUACAUGGACAAUGGUGGCUCCACUGAGUAUGCCUCGAGAUGCUGUUGGUGUUUGUCUCCUUGGUGACAAAUUAUAUGCAGUAGGUGGCUACGAUGGUCAAUCAUACCUGAACACUAUGGAGGCAUAUGACCCUCAAACUAAUGAGUGGACACAGAUGGCUUCCUUAAAUAUUGGAAGGGCUGGUGCCUGUGUUGUAGUCAUCAAACAACCGUGACUUUGUCAGCCCUGCUUAGGAUUUUACUGACUGUGAAAUUAUUAUUUUUCUACGAGACAAAGAGAAUGAUAACUUCACAAGAACAAGGAUCUACACAGUGAAUACACUGUUGAUCACAAACUUGAAGAUGUUUGGAAGUGACGAAGAUUAAGUAUUUAUGCCCUAUAAAAUCAUAAAACCGUUCACAGUCAGUGAACAAGGAACAAGCCCCAGAGUAUUGUAGGCGUAAAUUUGUGAAUGUAGAGUAGUAAGUUCAGGUAUUGUUCUCAUGAAUGUGUCCUGGAGAACUGGACAAUCAUGGGAAACCUACACAAAGAGUGGAAAGGAAUAUGAGAACAGUUUUCAUGGCUGCAAGAGAACCGCAGAAAUGUGAAAGUUUAUUUAAUCAAUUUUAAAUUGUGUUUUUUAAAAGAGAAAAGUGGGUAGUAAUAUAAUUUUUUUUGCUGUUCAAGUCUUGUCUUCAAAUGGGUUAUGGUCUUCUCAUUUAAAUGAGCAGUUUGACUUUACUGAAAGGAAGAGGUCAAAUGGUCUGGGUAUUCAUAGUGACUGAGCUGUGACUCUAAAGCAGGAAGAAACACAAAACUAAAAGUAGACUUUUUUGUAACUUCAGGUUGUACCUACUCACCUGCAUUAAUGUAUCUUAUAAAUUAGUCUGUUGAGGGGGAAGCCUGUGUGUUUAAUCAAGUAAUAUAAAGCAGUCCUGUGCCUGCACUGGGGCUUUGUUGCAAAUAUGGGAGUCAAAGAAACAGUUACCUAAUUCUUUCUUAAUCUUAUAUUCAAUUUAAGCAUGUGGGCUCUAACCUCAUUGUUUAAUGCAUCUACUGCAUGUUGGAAGCUCAUGACAAGCUGGAAAAUUAAUCCCCUUAUUUUGCUGCAUCACGUUAAUGGAUGGACCGUGACAAGAACAGUCUAUAGAGACUCUUGUAACAUUUCAAGGGGAGAAAAUUCCUACAUCUUAUUUCUUUCUGAUGCUUGUACAUACACAAUUUUGCCUACUUAGAGCUGCAAAUUUAUUACUUUCCACUUAUGACUGAGAAUAACUGCAAGUCAGGAAAUGAGAAUAAAUGCAAGUGGAAUAAGGAAAAUUAGACAAUUUGAUCUAAU
This is a messenger RNA of Melozone crissalis (California towhee), 3342 nucleotides long. It is a transcript of the gene KLHL1, whose product is annotated as kelch like family member 1. The record is from RefSeq and is a predicted model, not a curated record. The transcript has 11 exons. Lineage: Eukaryota; Metazoa; Chordata; Aves; Passeriformes; Passerellidae. The coding region runs from base 1 to 2238 and encodes 745 amino acids. Gene Ontology annotation, molecular function: protein binding.